Messenger RNA from Sphaerodactylus townsendi, 4211 nucleotides. RefSeq names its product suppressor APC domain containing 2 (gene SAPCD2). NCBI's taxonomy places the organism in Eukaryota, Metazoa, Chordata, Lepidosauria, Squamata, Sphaerodactylidae. The record is from RefSeq and is a predicted model, not a curated record. The transcript is spliced from 6 exons. The coding region runs from base 113 to 1231 and encodes 372 amino acids.
ACGUCACAAAGGGAGGUCCCAUUCAUUCCCUUAGAACGUUCGGAAAACUUUUGGAGUCGGAAUUUAGCGUAACAAUUUUCGGGACUUUUCCCGGGAGGGGAAGGAGGCUUCCAUGGCGCCGGAGCGCGGCAGUGACGGGCGCCCGCAGCUCCCAGAGGAUUCGCCUUGCAGCACCGAGGGACUGCCGAAGGCUUUCUUGCAAAGCCUGCGGACCCUCUUCGACAUCCUAGACGAUCGCCGGAGGGGCUACGUGCACCUGCGGGAGAUCGAGUCCCGCUGGCUGCAGCAAGGCCCUGAGGCCAGAGAGUUACCCCGGGGUGUUUUAGAAGGGCUACGGCGAGCCGCCCCGGCCAGCGGCUACCUCACCUUCGAGAGGUUCGUACUGGGAUUGCGAGCGUCUCUGCUCAGUUCGGACAAAAGGAGCAGUCCAGCGAUCGUCGCCAACGGCAAAGUCCCGGGGCUCAGAGAGGAAGGCAAAGUUGCGGAGAAGGGGCUGGAAAGAGGGGGAAGCGCUUCUCGGAGCCUGGAAAAGAUCCCCAACUCUCGGGUGGAACCGAUUCAAUGCAAGAGAGAGGCUCUGGCUUGCUGUCCCUCCACAGGAGGAGAUGCUGGCUGGCAGCUGCCACAAAAGGAGAACGCCUCUAAAGGUCUGGGGGAAGCCCGAAGGCAACAGAGAGGCCGCUGUGGACACAGGAGACACACCCUCACCAACGGUGUGGACUACGGCAUGCUGCAACAAAUGAAGGAGUUAGAAAAAGAGAAGGAUUUUCUGCUGCAAGGGCUGGAGAUGGUAGAGCAGGCCCAAGAGUGGUACCACCAGGAGAUCCGCAUCCUGCAAGAACGCCAGAAGCAACUGGGCAAAAGCAAAGUUCACAGUGGCUUGCUUGCUGCAGGCAGUCAGAGCCAGCUGAGCCAUCUCCUGCCCAAGCUGCAAGAACUCAACCGCUGUCUCUGUGAGCUGUUGUCUCUCUCAGCCAAGCCUCUAAACUCCUGUUCUGCAGCCACAAACAUCCCGGAAUGCGUGGCUGUGUCUUCGCCUCCACUGGCUGGGCCCCAGCAGACUAUCAAUAUGUUGAAAGAACAGAACCGGCUUCUUACCAAGGAGGUGACGGAUAAGAGUAAGCGGAUCACCCAGCUGGAGCAGGAGAAGUCGGCCCUCAUCAAGCAGCUGUUUGAAGCUCGGGCCCAGAACAACCAUGAGACCAACCAGUUGGAUUCCACCUUCAUCUAGUCUGGGCCUUUGGCUCUUCUCUUGUGGGAGGGGAGGCUUUCCAGUGGCUGACCUCAGUCAUGGUCAUAAGCUGCUCACAAGGUCUGAGGUUGUAUUACGUUAGUUCUGUUUGGUUGACACAGCUGGACCUCUUAACCAGGCCUGCCGACUGCUUCUCUGGUCCUUCAGACAGGAGUGUGGGGUGGCAUUUCUCCAUACAGCUGAGCCCCUGGAACCACAUUUUGUUUACUUCUCAAGAAAACAUGGGGUUCACUUUUGUUCGUUCUUUGACAUUGUUCCACUGUGUGUGUUCACACAGCAGAUCCUUUGCCCCAGUUCUGACACUCUGAUUUCAUUUCUCAGUGCUGAAGUCCUCUCCUUCACCCUUCCAGCAGCAUAGCCUCUUAUUUGAGGUGAGAAAAGAGCUUGUAAGAUUUCAAGACCGUCACUCAAAAGCUCCUAAUCCGAUUGCAAGAACCACACUCCAAAUGGAACUCCAGAAUGUAUUUCAGAAGCGAUCACCGAUCCCAGAAAUGGUCUCUUUUGCUAACAUGUUGGGAUAGGCCUUUUCUCUGUUCAAGACAAGAACGCUCCUGAGUCUAUGCAUUUUUAGACAGACAUGAUUGUUUGGAAGGAGGUUUCAAAUAAACAGUUGCGUUUCAGAUUGUUCCUCCAAAUCUUCAGCAUCUAAGUGCAAUCCCCAUCCCCUGAGAGCAUCACCCUACAACUUGACUGGAUCUACCUGUAGCCUGGUGCCUUGACAGACAUGGAAUGCAGAGAAGGGUGAGGUGAGGCCAGAAGUAACUCAUUGUUUACCUCUGAACUCUACAGCCAGGGACAAGAGUCUCAGAUCUGGGGGGGACGCUGAACAGAGAAGUGCUUCCACCCUUAUUACUGAAGCAGGGCAGAAGAAGGCACCGAGCACCAUCAUCUGGAUCUCUUGCUCCUCACACUCCAAGCUUGGCAAUGCUGUCUUGGCCCAGGAUCAUCAGCUUGGUUGGGGACACUCUGUCACCUUACACUCCCCCAGCUGAAAAUGCUGGCUCUUGAUAGCCUAAAUCUUUUGCGUAGCUGAAAAACAACUCCAUAGUUAAUCCCCCCCCCUAAUUCUUUCAAUUAAAUAAGUCUUGCAAACUCCAUAGUGGGAAAGGUGGGGUUCAAAGGACCACCCUGAGAAGGGGGUGGGAGUGAUGGGUUAAGACAUAACCCAGCCCCUUCCCCAGCUCUGGCAAUUCCUGGCAUCGCAGCUGUAGUUUCCUUUCUUUCCUUCUCUUUUCUGCUUCUGAGUCUGGGAAAAGGGAGGCCAGAACUGGCCAGGAAGGCCGUGUGGUUGGCUCCCUCGACUAGUUCCCAUGGGGAGGGUUUGGGUAUACUUAAGAUGUCUAAAUGUGAACAGCUGAGAAUGAAGGAUGAGUCGGUCUGUUUACUCCCUUCCCUCAUCUGUUAUCCAAAGAAGCUGUGACUUCUCACAGUUGGAAGACAGGAUACUGGGUAUGACCUAUUUUUCUGAGUCAGGCUGAUGGUACUUAAGGUCAGGUGUACUGGUACUGUGCUUUUUGCAUCAACAUUGUAGGUCUAAACAGGCCCAAGAAAAGCCCGGUACAGAAUGGCCCAAGAGUGUCCUUUUGUUAAAAUGGCACAUUGGCUCAGGUAACUGUUCUCUCUUUGUGUGUAUGGUAGCAUAUCUUUGCUGCAAAUGAACUAACUGCUCAUUGGACACGACAGAUAACCCAAGCUGCAUCUUCCUCUUGGUUCCUGGUACCAGCAGGGGGUGUCGUGAAACCAUAUUAAAAUUCAAAGUUGUGUUCUAAAUUAUAGAGUGGUUUUUAAGGUACAGAUAGAGAAAGGUUCUUUUGUUCGGGGAGGCGAAGAGAACAUCUGCUUCCCCACUUCAACCUUGGAUUCAGUGACGGCUACUUCUGUCCUGAUGACCAUAUGGUUUUAGAAAUUUAGGCACAGUUGAAACAGCAGAAGUUGCUUGGAAGUAUGAGACAUGAGGGCAGGCACAGGGAGUCAGUAGUUUCUGGGGCUGGAAGAUUUUACAGAUCUUGCUCGUGCCUAGCAGGCAGAACUCUCACUGCUCAGUAUGCAAACAUCAGAGCUUCUUCUGCCUCCCCUUUGCAUACAAAAAUGUUGCUCUCUUCUUGACCCCUUAGCCCCCAAUUGUACAGCUUCCAAAUGCCCAAGGGCCCUUUUUAAGCAAUUUUCUCACAAAGACAAGUAUGUUUGUUUGUUUAAAUUUCCAAAUGUUUCUCCUUAACUUGAAGCUUCAGGAAGCUUCGCUGAGGAAUGUUUUGUCUGCUUUCCAGCUGUGACGUUGUACAUUUUGUAGUAUCUUCUGGAGCAAUCACAAAUCUUUCCUUUACCAGUAACCAUCUCCCCCCUCCCCCCGCCUACCUGCUUUUCCUCCCACGCAUCCUCCUAUGGAUGAUUCAUGUCUCCAGGAUAACUCGGUGGACUCCAUUUCAUUAUGCUUACAAAUAGUGUUUACCUGAUGUUGUUAUUGUCCACAUUGCUUGAAUCAUCCCUGUGAUCUUGUCUUGUUCUACCUCGCCUAAACCUAAAUUCACUCCUGAGGCCAGUGGUGCUUCCAUCCUUUUCAGCAUUUAAGAAACCCAACUGAUCAGUAGUACCAAAAUUGUUGCUGUAAUUACCUUAAUGAAUGCCAGCAGUUCAAGCUCAUUUGUGUACAUUCUGAUGCAGGAAGGUGAUUUUACACCUUCCCGGGUUAUGAUGUCAUCCUUUAUCCUAAAUAGCCAAACCCUCUAGUCAUCAUGCAAUAGAUAGUUUGGUCUGAGCUCUAACUAUUAUCUGUUCCUUCCCAUCACUGGUACAAUCUUGCCUCCUGGCUCUUGCACAUAGUUGCUCCUAUUCCUCAACUUAAGAAGAAGAAGAAGAAGAAGAGUUUGGAUUUAUAUCCCCCCUUUCUCUCCUGUAGGAGACUCAAAGGGGCUUACAAUCUCCUUGCCCUUCCCCCCUCACAACAAACACCCUAUGAGGU